AUGAAUAUAAUUUCGAGUAUUUUUUUUUUCCUUCUUUUAAACUUAUGUUUAAAUGAAAUUAAUAUUACGAGAGGUGAAAAUGUAAAUCAGGGAAAGCCUAAUUUAAGACAUGGCAUGUCAAUGAGUACUGAACCGUUAAAUGAAAAAGACACAGAUGAGGCAAAGGAGAAUGAAGAAUUACAAAAUUUAGAUAAUACUAAUAAUAGUGAUAACUCUGGUAACCCUGAAGUAGAUAAUGUGUUCCCUACGUUAGAGGAAAAUUUAGAGAAUACAGAAAACUCCAAAACUGAAAAUGAAUUUACUGAAUCACAUAAUAUUAUAUCAAGCACAAUGGAAUCUGCUAAUGUUAAAAAAGUAAAUGAUGUAGGUUCUAAAUCUGAAUCAGUACUUCCAGAAGAUAAACUAAACUCAGAACAAAUAGAUGUAGAUAGUGUUCAUGAAUAUAAUGAUUUGAAUCAAAGUAUUGAGGAAGAAAAACACAAAACAGUAACUAAUGACAAACAUGAAGAUGAAAAAGUUUCAGAAUCAGAUACAACAAAAACAUCAGAUAUCUUAGGAAUAAGAAGCGAGAAAAUAGAGUUUAACGAAUCAAUUUUUCCAGAUCCAUUAAAAGAGAUAUCAUAUCAAAAGAACUCAGAAGUUUCUCAUUCAAAUAUUAUUUUAGGAGGACCAAGAAACUUGCCAAACACAAAUCCAAACGUACUAAUACCGGUGGGAAUACUUGAAAGUGAACAUAAAAUAUAUGAAGAAGAGGAUGCAGAAAAAGAAGAAAAGGAGGAUGAUGCAGAUUCAGAGGAAAAGGAAGAAUUGGAGAAAGCUGUGCACAAUCAUGAAGAAAUCGAUGAUACAUAUGAUGUAGAUAAUGAAGAUAACGAUGAAGAUGAUGAUGAAGAUGACGAAGAUGAUGAAAAAGACAAUGAUGGUAAUGAACAACAUGAGCAACGAAAUAGAGAUCAACAAGCUGAAACGAAGGAAAAUGAAAAAGAAGGAGAUCAAACAUCCCAUGAGACAGAAGAAGAGAUCAAAAAUGAAAAUACUGUACCAAGUGAUAAAAAUGUACAUAAAUCACAUAGUGAAGAAUAUAAAUCUGAUAAUGCUGUUAAAAAAUUAACCGAAUCAUUGGUAAACACAAUGAAUGAAUUAAUUGAUGAUGAUAGUGAGGUUUCAGACACGAUAAAGAGUUUUACAGGGGAUAUUACCAACUAUAUAAUGAAAAAUUAA
Molecule: messenger RNA, 1221 nt
Organism: Plasmodium malariae
Lineage: Eukaryota; Apicomplexa; Aconoidasida; Haemosporida; Plasmodiidae
Exons: 1
Coding region: 1-1221 (406 amino acids)
Source: RefSeq, a predicted model, not a curated record